AUGGAGAGAGAGGGUAGUAAUAAGGCCCAGUCUACAGGCAAUUUUGGUGGUUCUUCGGGUGGUGGCAAGUCAACAUUUAGAGGAGGAUCGUUAGGGCCAUCACAGUCCUUUGCUCAGUCUUCGGCUAGUGCACCGCCAUCAGGGCCUAGUCAGCAACAGCAAUUGAGCCGUUUCAGACCCAGUCAGGGAAAUAGGGGCUCAUAUCAGCAGGGUCGUCAUGGUGGUAGGUUCCAGCAGCAGAGGAGGCCCCCAUGUCCUUAUUGUGGAAAGAUGCACCUAGGAAUAUGCUACAUGGACUUACCCAAAUGCUACGGAUGCAGAUUGAGGGGUCAUAUUCAGAGGGAUUGUCAUUCGUCCCGCCAGG
Molecule: messenger RNA, 364 nt
Organism: Nicotiana tabacum (common tobacco)
Lineage: Eukaryota; Viridiplantae; Streptophyta; Magnoliopsida; Solanales; Solanaceae
Source: RefSeq, a predicted model, not a curated record